CUAGCACUAAUAGCACUGCUAUGUGACAAGCGAGCUCAGUUGGCUGUUCUGGCUGUCUGAGUUGGUUCAUGUCUGAUUGUUUGUGUUACGUUACCAUUCCCCAACACGUCGGCAGAUAGUAGUUGCUAACUACAUGGGCACUACACUAUUGGCGUUCAGAUGUCCAAGGCACUGGAGGUGAUCGAUAACUGUUUUCGGCAUAAUCACAAGCCAGGAAAAUCGAUAGAGAUAACAACAGCUUUGAAUCGGAAAACACGCAAGGCUAUUUACCACUGCGAGAUAAAAGCUGCGAGAGGUAUGUGUUCCCUCAUCAUAAUCUUAUCCUGCAUCCUGCAUCCCGCUAGUACUCUCCUGGGUGAAGAGAGUACUACCUAUUUUAAAUAUUCACGAUGUUUAUUCUUCUCUUACUCGUUUCUCUUGUUUCAUCGAUUAACGCUGCAUCGAUUGUAUCUCGCUCGCAGUCCUACCCAUUAUCUCAGCCAGCAGUGCUUGGUCCAAAAACUAGAAUGACCAUAGGUAAUAAGUUCAUCGCUCCUGAUGGCUUCGAACGCUCAGCAACUUUAGUUAACGGCAUAUUCCCUGGACCUUUGAUUGCAGCUCAGAAGGGAGAUGACUUUGCCAUCGAGGUGGUCAACGAGCUCAAGGACGAAUCGAUGUUCCUGAGUACCAGUGUCCACUGGCACGGUCUCUUUGAGAAUGGGACGAAUUAUGCCGAUGGAACAUCCUUCGUCACACAAUGCCCCAUUGCGCAAAACCACUCUUUUUUACACUCUUUCUCCGCUCCGAACCAGGCAGGCACCUUCUGGUAUCAUAGUCAUUAUUCCUGUGAUGGUCUGAGAGGACCCCUGGUAAUCUAUGAUCCCCAGGACCCUUUGGCAUAUAUGUACGAUGUUGACAAUGCGAGUACCGUAAUCACACUGUCCGACUGGUAUCACGUUGUGGCCCCGGUUUUGCGCAACAUCAUAGGUACAACCGCCAACUCCACGCUCAUCAAUGGACUGGGCCGAUAUGCUGGCGGACCCAUGUCUGAACUCGCUGUGAUCAGUGUCGAGCAAGGAAAGCGUUAUCGCAUGCGCCUUGUUUCAACGUCGUGCGACCCCAACUAUCAUUUUUCCAUUGAUGGCCACAACUUAACCGUCAUCGAAGCGGAUGGACAGCUGACCGCACCCCUGGUAGUAGAUGAGCUCCGUAUUUUCGCGGGUCAGCGCUACUCCGUGGUUCUGGUAGCUGAUAAGCUGGUGGAUAACUACUGGGUACGCAGUCUUCCUAAUCUGGUAAAUGCGUCCUACGCGGGAGGAACGAACUCUGCAAUCCUGCGGUACCAAGGCGCCCCGAAUGUCGAUCCGACUACGGUCAAUACUACAUCUGCGACCCCAUUGAAAGAAACAGACUUGCAUGCGCUGAUCAAUCCCGGUGCUCCUGGCAUUCCAGAGUAUGGGAAGGCAGACAUCAACCUCAACCUCUCGGUGACCAGCAAAGGCGGAUUAUUCUACGUCAAUGAUGUCCAAUACAAUCCACCCACCGUUCCAGUUCUGCUCCAAAUUCUCAGCGGAGCUAGCGAGCCAUCUCAGCUGCUUCCAAAUGGGAGUGUCAUAGUUCUAGAGGCUAAUAAAGUGGUGGAGUUGACAUUGUCAACUAGCGGUGCAGGUGGACCCCAUCCCAUACAUAUUCAUGGGCAUGCCUUCGAUGUCGUACAGAGCGCAGGCAGCAAAGACUUCAAUUAUGUGAAUCCCGUUCGCCGCGAUGUGGUGAGCGCUGGCAGCAGAGGGGAACAAAUGGUGAUCCGAUGGACGACCGACAAUUCUGGUCCCUGGUACUUGCAUUGUCACAUUGACUGGCACCUCGAUGCCGGUUUUGCCGUGGUAAUGGCGGAAAGUCCCUCAGAUACCGCCGCACACUUGAACACCGUGCCACAAGAAUGGCAUGAGUUAUGUCCGAUCUUUGACUCUCUAUCACCCUCACAGUUGGGGGGUGGAGGUCGCAAGUCCUAUGAAGAAGCAGCUAAUAUUACCACAAUCCUUUUCCCGCCAGAACGACUCCCUUAUAAUUAGAUACAGUAGUAAACGUCCUAAUCUCGGGGGCAAGACAAAUUGAUGUAAUGCGGGCCAAUCUCUUGCAGGUUUUUCCCUAUUAUAGGUACCGCUAUAAAUAACUUCCCGGUACUAUUUAUACCUUACUAUGUACUAGCCUUAGUAGAGCAGACUAGAGCUUACUGGCUCCAGCCUUAAAUAUACUUUAGUACGUCAUGAAUGCAUGACUACGG
Messenger RNA from Suillus subalutaceus, 2263 nucleotides. Its product is annotated as laccase. Gene Ontology annotation, molecular function: copper ion binding; oxidoreductase activity. Bases 390 to 2051 code for a protein of 553 amino acids. The transcript has 12 exons. The record is from RefSeq and is a predicted model, not a curated record. Lineage: Eukaryota; Fungi; Basidiomycota; Agaricomycetes; Boletales; Suillaceae.